Messenger RNA from Prorocentrum cordatum, 470 nucleotides. NCBI's taxonomy places the organism in Eukaryota, Dinophyceae, Prorocentrales, Prorocentraceae. The record is from the annotation of a GenBank genome assembly.
GGCUUGCAAAGGCACGGAAACUGAUGAAGCCAGCUCCACAAUGAAACACGUACUGCGCAGGUUGGCCAGCCUGUGGGGGAGCACGAGUACACAGAUCGAUGGGAUAAAACACAUAGGAGAAGAAGGGAAAACCGGCAGGCAGGAAAGGGUGGAGAAGAAGAGCAUCUGCUCCUACUUGCUGCGCCCAUUGCAAAAGAUGCCCUCCAGGCCGGGCAUGCAGAAGCGCUAUCAAGGACCGAGGGAGGUGAGCGACCACCGGGGCCUGAUAUUUCAGUCGCAUGCGGAUGAUGUGACGCUCUACGGCAGGCUGCCCUGACAGCUCCCAGAUCUGGCGAUCUGUGUGCUAGGUCCUGCAGAAGCGAGGCUCGUCGGCGGUGCGUCCCAAUACGACCAUGUAUGCACCAUUCAGCUUCUUCUGAAUAUGCCUAGUGUUAUGUUGCUCCCAUCGCACUCAAGAAAGUCUGUCUGGU